AUAGUAGAAAGUAUACUGUAUGGUAUAAUGUGGGUAAAAUUAUUAGUACAGUGUAUGUGCCAUUUGUGUGGACAUUAUAUAUCCGUUGAAGCGAAGAACCAGAAAUUUCUUUGGCUGUGAUUUAUUUAAAAAAUUUUAUUUUUCAAAAAUGGACAAAUAUGAUUAUUCAGUAUGAAAUGCACAACAGUCCAAUAAAGAAAAAUAAGGAAUAAAAGAAUGCCAUUCAAUGUGUACCUUUUAUUGGCCGCAGUACUCUUACUCUGCUCUUCAAUCCGAAGUUCUCAAGGAGGAACGAAAUAUCCGUGUCCAGAAUCAGUGGAUAUCGCUUCAAUCCAUAUUACAAAAUGUCCCCAAAACAGAAAAGAAAUGGAAGAGAGAGCUAAAACUUUUAAAUGCGAAAGUCGACAACAAAACUGCACAACCCGUGCCCAAUAUAAAUACCACUGUGUUUUGAAUUCAAAAGGUGAUGGAUACAUUGAACUGUGUGCACCAGAAGUGGAAAUCAUUGGUAGGCGUUGUACUGAAUUUACGACCGGAGGUAAAUUCCUCCAAGAACAUUUAGAGAGUAAAUGUGCAACAUGUCCAUUCAAAUACAACUCAUCUGAAAGUUACAAAUACGAUGAAUGCUACAAACUAGAAUUCCCUAGAAAUCUGCCGAGUACAAUCAAAGAAAAAACAAUCGAAACUUCGACUAAUACACAAGUGGUUAUUGUUACAAAGAAUGAUGGCAGGUCGUUGAAUGAUGCUGUUGAAGAUACUGAAGAUAAUUUCAAUGUUAGAAGUGAUGAUGAGGAAACCAAUACUUUUACUUUAAUAGUAGCUGUGGGGUGUGUCAUAACUUUCGUGUCAAUUGUCAUCUUUUUAGUUGUUGGAAUAUUAUUCUUACGCAGGAAAAUGUGUCACCCCAUGUACGGUCACAAAAAAAAUGGGAGAUCUGAUGUUGGUGAACAAGAAAGACUUCCAACAGAAGAAAUUUAAUGUAAUCUUUAUAUUUAAUAAGUAGGUCCUGUCCAUUUUUUUUUUCUUAAAGGAAUUCAGUCAAACUCAAUCUUUAUGUGUAAGACAAAUUUUCAGAACAUUGUUUACAUUUACUUUGAAAUUGUUCUAUUAAUUUUCCAAUAUCUUGUUGAUCAAUUUGUAAAAAAAAAUUAUCUUAUUUUUGAAGGGAGUGGGAUAUUUCUGAUAGUUACAUCUGAAUUUAUAUCUAAUAUAAGAUAAUCAGUCUCGAAAAAGUGUUUGAAAUAUAAAAAAAAAACGACUUACGCUUUGUCCUGCAGCAUGCCUUAUUUUAUGCCUUGUUUUAUUCAUGAUCACUUCUGCUAACCCUGUUCCAAUUCUUUAAACGGAGAAUUUGAGUAGAGGAGUUUUUUGUUUUGUUUACAACUUGGCGUUCGAUUUUGAACUCUUGUAUUCGGAAUGAUUCGGGUUUACUCGUAUACGUUAAUGUAAUAAUUUAUAAAAACUCAUCGUUCAAUAAAAUGUGCAGAUAUUGAACGCUAAAAUACCUAGAUUUAUGGAAAUAUUUUACAAAGGCAAUUUAUUAGAUAUAUAUUUACUGAAAAUACGUGAUAUGUGCAAUAUUGUUUUUUAUUAUUUGUGGGGAUUUUUUAUGUCUAAAUUUUUAAAAUAAUUUUUAUAGAAUAUUUGCAUUAUUCAAAGUUUUAUGUUUCUCCUGCAUGUACAGAUUAUUGACAAAAUUGUUUUAAAUGAAAAUUGAAAUUUUUAUACCAUAUGUUAUUCAAUAAUUUAUUUGGUCGAUAAAGACCAUGCCUAGCGCUUCCAUAUUUUUUAAUAGAUUUUUUAAAAACUUAUUUUCACUUGAUAACUUUUGUUAUCAUCUCAUUUUCAUUUUUUCUCUUUGAAACGCCUUUAUAUAGACACAUAUCGUUGAAGAGCUUUUCCAGAAAAAUGCAUUUUGUUACAAAUUAAUCACUUUCACGUUGCUCUCAUCAAAAGGUUUUAUUUCUUACUAUUUCUCGCAUUGUAAAUGAUUCAAUAUAAUAAAGUCAGUUUAUCGCAUUAAUAUUCGGGAGACAAGAAGAGUUUUUCGCUUUUUAAAACUGGAAAAAGAAGACUAUGUCACAAUCACUUUAAUAAAAUCUAAUUACAUAAUACUUUUUACCAUUUAUUAAUAUUAAUAUUACACAAUACUUACGAUACAUGUACAUGGAUCAAUACUUUGAGCUAUCUUAUUAAUUUUGCAUUGUUUACGAAAAAAAAGUAUGGCAUAAAUACUAGUACAUGUAGUUAAAAAUAUAGAAAAACUAAGAAAUUGUAAAAAUCUUAUACAUGAUUAGCAGAGAUACAAACAGCUAAAAAAUGUUGUAAAUAGAUAUUAAACAGUACUGUUUGAAACAUGUGGAGAUAACGAAAGUAUUCAAGAUCAAAAGUCCACAACACAUUGGAAAUAUGAAUAGAGCAAAUAAGGACCCACAUACUUCGGAUUUGGGUCAGAUGCCAUCGAGGAGAGCAAAUACAUAUAUUGUUAAACUAUGUAACAUUUUUAAAUACGGCUAACUGGUUGACGCUAUCGCUGAUUUUAAGCAAGCAAAGUCGGACAAGAUAUGUGUUUUAUGCAGAUUAACAUGCAUACACAUGUACUUUUCUUUAUUUCACAAGUGGAUAACUUGAAGUAUUUUUU
Messenger RNA from Saccostrea cuccullata (small rock oyster), 2641 nucleotides. RefSeq lists its product as uncharacterized. The coding region runs from base 217 to 978 and encodes 253 amino acids. The record is from RefSeq and is a predicted model, not a curated record. The transcript is spliced from 7 exons. Lineage: Eukaryota; Metazoa; Mollusca; Bivalvia; Ostreida; Ostreidae.